Hymenoscyphus albidus is the source of this 792-nucleotide messenger RNA. Lineage: Eukaryota; Fungi; Ascomycota; Leotiomycetes; Helotiales; Helotiaceae. The record is from the annotation of a GenBank genome assembly.
AUGGUGAUUGUCGACACUGAAGAACUGGCCAAGGGAUAUACAGUUGUUAGCAACACCCAAUUCGAUGCCGGUCUAUUUCUUCUCAAAAGACUUAAUAUCCAAUCCGGAGAGCGAGUUUUCGAUGUCGGCUGCGGACCUGGCAAUAUUACAGCCCAUAUAGGUGACAUUGUCGGAAAAGACGGGGCCGUCGUGGGUAUUGACCCAAGCAAGGAACGCAUUACCCUCGCACACGAACUUGCCUUAAUCAACCCAAUAUUGUCAUUCUAUGAGGGCAAAGCCGAGGAUCUGUCACGUUUCUCAUCAUCCAGUUUUGAUGUCGUUUUUGUGAACUCUACCUUCCAUUGGGUUCAGGACCAGCCAGCGGCAAUGGCCGAGUUUGCUCGUGUACUCAAGCCGGGAGGCCGGCUUGGAAUGUCAGGAGGAUCUGGAGACUUUGUCGCAAUUCACGAGAAGAUCAAGGAUGAUGUGCUUUCGAAAGAUCCGUACUCGGCCUACCCACAGGAGAAUGGCCCCAAGUUCCUUAAGAGGAGCGAGAUCGAAGGGCUGCUUGACCAGGCUGGGUUCUCAAAGAGGGAAAUCGUCAUUAACAACAUCGUCAAAAUCGCCCAAGAUGGAGCAGCCAUGAUUGAGUGGUUGGAUACGAGCUCAUCUGGAGCUACGUAUGGGGGAAUUCCCCUGAAUUUGCGGCCAAAGGCAAGAGAGGACAUGAAGGUGGAGUGGGCUAAAUUUACGACGGCAGACGGAAUUCGAAUGGAUAUGGAGUUAUUGGUUACUGUCGCUAUUAAGGAUUGA